UAUGCAUUCAAAAUUGGAUUCUAGACCUUAUUGGUGUAUUUCUAGGCAAAGAUCUUGGGGUUUACCAAUUCCAGUUUUCUACGAAAAGGAAACGAAUCAACCGUUUAUUUCUAAGGAUUCUGUACAACAUUUAAGGGAACUUGUCAAAAAGUAUGGUUCUGAUUGUUGGUGGUCUAUGGAUAUUGAAGAAUUAUUACCGAAAAGCAUACGGGAGAAGGGUGGCUUUAGAAGUGAUACUGAAUUCGUUAAAGGUUCUGAUAUAUUAGAUAUUUGGUUCGAUUCGGGUUCCUCUUGGUAUACAGUCUUACCAGAAAAUAUCAAACAAGCUGAUGUCUAUUUAGAGGGAAUAGAUCAAUUUGGUGGAUGGUUCCAAUCUUCGCUUAUUACAAGCGUAGCUCAGAGAGAUAUAGCUCCGUACAAAAAAAUUAUAGCGCACGGUUUUGUCGUUGAUGAAGAUGGUAAAAAAAUGUCAAAAUCACUUGGAAAUGUCAUUGAUCCUGCAAACGUUGUUGAAGGUGCAAACGAUAGUGAUCUUGGUUAUGGAGCCGACGUGCUCAGAUGGUGGGUUGCUUUAUCACAUGAAGAGUCAAAAGUGUUGAUUGGGAAAUCGUUAUUAAAGAAAUAUUAUGAACAAAUUUUUAAGGUUAGGAAAACUCUCAGGUAUUUACUGGGAAAUCUGGCAGAUUUUGAGUUGGAUAAGAGGAUUGAAGUUCACGAAAUGUUACCCCAGGAUAGAUAUAUGAUGCAUCUGUUAUCGGAAUUUAUAGAAACUUGUCGCGCAUUCUAUGACGCUCACGAAUACAAAAAGGUUGUACUAAGUCUGGAAAGGUUUAUCAACGGCCCGGCUUCAGCCUUUUAUUGUAGAAUCACAAAAGAUAGGAUUUAUUGUUCGUCACCCGAAUCCAAAGAUAGAAGAUCCGCUCAAACUGUUCAGUUUCAUAUUGCGGAUGAAGUAUUAAAGAUACUAGCUCCAGUGUUGCCAUUCCUAACCGAAGAGGUUAGUCUAUACCAUCCUUUCGAUAAGCUUGGAUCAAUUUUUAAGCGAACGUGGACUGAUAUUAGUGUGAUACAAUCAUGGAAAGAUGACAGAUUGGCGGAAAAAAUUCAACAUUUAUUACAUAUUAGAGACUCUUUUAACUCGUUUAUAGCAUCAGAAGAUCCGGUAGAAUUCGAUCUCAUACUCUUUGCUCAAGGCCAUCUAUUUUCAACUUUAAAGUCUUUACAGUCUUAUGAGCUACACAGUGCUACAUCUCCGAUAUGUGAGAUUUUACAGCCAUCAAACAUUUCCUUACUAUCCAAACCUCCCGUUGUUAUACCCGAUGAAGCUCACGUUGUCGAGGGAGUUUGUAAAAAUAAGGAAAAUGGUAAGGUUUUCGAAGAUAGAUAUUUAUUAUUAAUUGUGCCAGCUGAGGGAAGUUUAUGUGAACGUUGCCGGAAGUAUACGUCCGUUAAACAGACAGAAUUGUGUUUACGUUGUUCAACAGCAUUAACAGAUGGUUGGGAAUAA
Molecule: messenger RNA, 1507 nt
Organism: Dimorphilus gyrociliatus
Lineage: Eukaryota; Metazoa; Annelida; Polychaeta; Dinophilidae
Source: the annotation of a GenBank genome assembly